CUACAAAUACUCCAGAAUAAAAACUAAAAUUAAUUAAAUAAAUUAAGAAAAUGGGGGAAAUUUUAAAUUAUAUUCAAGCGACCUCAGCCGUAAAUCCUAGCUUUUGGAGCAAGUUAUCUGAGUUGAAACUCAAUGUGGACAAACUGGAGGACACAAGUAGAAAUAUAUGGGGAUACUUUACUAAUUUAAAUAAAGAUUGUUUGAAUCCCAUACUGGAAGUAGAUAGUACCUCAUUCAACGAAGAUUUCAACGAUCAAAAGAUUUAUAUACCUUUUUCAGGAAAAAUAUACAACAAAAACACAAUUGAGGAAUUCAAAGGGUGCGACAAAACCAACUUGAUUAAUAACGAAGGGGAAUGUUUGUUGGAAAGUAUUAAAAGUGGGGAUGUUUUAGAAAAUCCUUCGUUGUUAAACACCUUUUUAAUUUUAUCCUUUGCAGAUCUGAAGAAAUAUCACUAUUAUUAUUGGUUCUCAUUCCCAGUGUUAAAAGAGUUAACAAUAAAAAAAGAAAGUGUUAAACCCUUAACUGAGGAUUUAUCAGAUGAUUUGAUUACUCAAUUAAAUGAAGUGUUCGUUUCCCUCAGUGCCAAAAAUAAGACUUACUUCAUUGUGGAAAGAGUUGAAAACAAGAUACAAAUACACAGUCUUAAAGACAAAAUACUUGAAAUCACUGUAAACAAUUACAAUAAAUUUCAUUUUGCAUUUUACAACAUUUCCAACAAAAGUGGAGUUCCUGGUUCACAGUUAAGAAAUUACAUUGCAUUUAUUUUACAUUAUUGCCCAUUUUUGCAAGAAAAGUCUGUAUCAUUUCUGGAAUUUAACUUAAGCAGAAAAGAAUCAAAAGUUACUUGUAAAACCAGUACUUUAUACAACCUUAUUUUGCCUAGAACAGACAGCUUUGGUAAAAAUUGGGUUGGAUGGGAAAAAAAUGAAAGAGAUAAAAUGGGUCCUAGAUUUGCCAACAUGAAAAACACCUUAGAUCCACACAAAUUGGCUGAUGAUGCAGUUGAUUUAAAUUUAAAGCUCAUGAAGUGGAGGAUUUUAGACAAACUAGAUUUGGAAAUUAUUAAAAAUUCCAAAUGUCUGUUGCUUGGCUCAGGAACUUUGGGUUGUUCAAUUGCAAGGGCACUUUUAGGCUGGGGUGUAAGAAACAUAACACUGGUGGAUAACUCAACAGUCUCAUUUUCAAACCCAGUAAGACAAAGCUUAUUCACAUUUCAAGACUCAGUUGAUAUGAAACCAAAAUCAGAAGCUGCCGCCGAAAACUUAAAAAAAAUCUUUCCUGGAGUUAAUUCCAAAGGGUUUCAAAUAAACAUUCCAAUGCCAGGACAUUCAGUUGGUGAAAGCAUGUUACAACAAGUUAAAUCAUCAGUCACACAAUUAGAUGCUUUAGUACAAGAACAUGACAUCCUUUUCCUACUUAUGGAUUCUCGAGAAAGUAGGUGGCUUCCAACUGUUCUUGGAUAUGUUUACAACAAGAUCGUCAUAAACGCUGCCUUGGGCUUCGAUACUUAUUUAGUUAUGAGGCAUGGAACAAACCAGAAGUUGGAUCAGGUUCAAACAGAAACAAAACCAGGGAUAAAAACUCUUUAUGGUCACCAGCUAGGUUGCUACUUCUGUUCUGACAUUCAUGCACCAGGAGACUCGCUAAAGGAUCGCACUUUGGAUCAACAGUGCACAGUGACUAGGCCAGGACUAUCACAAAUUGCUGGAGGAUUAGCUGUUGAGUUGGCUGUUAGUUUAUUACAACAUGAACAACGGAAUAACGCUCCAGCGUUUUACCAAAUGGGUGCCAACCCGAAUGUCGCUGACUUAGAAAGUCAGUGCGUUUUAGGUUUGUUACCUCAUACCUUGCGAGGCUUCUUGUCGUCGUUUAAUCACAUUUUGCCGGCCACUCAGAGGUUUCCUAAUUGUGUUGGUUGUUCAGUCUGUGUUAUUGAUGAGUACAAGAAAAAUGGCUUUGAAUUUCUGCUUAAGGUGUUCAACAGUUCAAAAUAUUUGGAGGAUCUCACUGGAUUAACUGAGGUCUUACAACAAGCUACUGAUAUUGAUAUCGAUGUUCUCAGCGACGAGGAAGACUAAAUCCUUCACUUAAAUGAAAUAUAUUAAAUGCACUCUUUAAAAUUUUUAAAAAUAUAUUUAUUAUGCUUCAGCACUAA
Molecule: messenger RNA, 2158 nt
Organism: Aethina tumida (small hive beetle)
Lineage: Eukaryota; Metazoa; Arthropoda; Insecta; Coleoptera; Nitidulidae
Product: ubiquitin-like modifier-activating enzyme ATG7
Exons: 12
Coding region: 51-2081 (676 amino acids)
Biological process (GO): piecemeal microautophagy of the nucleus; autophagy of mitochondrion; protein modification by small protein conjugation
Cellular component (GO): phagophore assembly site; cytoplasm
Molecular function (GO): Atg12 activating enzyme activity; Atg8 activating enzyme activity
Source: RefSeq, a predicted model, not a curated record